UUAUGACAUACACAACAGAAACUCAAAAUCGCGCAUAGUAAACACAAGAGAACUCUAAACAACUCCUAGUUACUUUGAGGAAUCAAAAGGACCACACCAUGACGGACCUGAGCAUCAGUGGUCAGCAGGUGCUGCCGCCUCCACCACCGCCUCCUGCGAUGCCGGAACCCUUCAGGAUCACCACAAACGCCCCACACCAGAUGAACGACACCAGUUUGACGCCCGGAAGAAGGAAGCUCCAGAAGUGGUUGGGUCGCGUCCUCCGGAUCGUUAUCACCGAUGGACGUGUCCUGGUGGGAUUCUUCAAUUGCACGGAUCGGGAUGCCAACAUCGUGCUGUCCAUGUGCGCCGAGUACUUGGUGGAGGGCCAGGAGCCCAGGUUAUUGGGCAAUGUCAUGGUUCCCGGAAAACAUAUCGUGUCCCUCAACAUCGACGAACCGGAUCCGCAGUCCAGUCUCCUCGUGCAAUAGUUUUCACUCUGUUCCUAGAUCUUUUUAUGUUAAUACAGCUGUAGAAAUACAUAUGUUCAAGAACCCGUA
Drosophila subpulchrella is the source of this 539-nucleotide messenger RNA. It is a transcript of the gene Sbat, whose product is annotated as N-alpha-acetyltransferase 38, NatC auxiliary subunit. The transcript has a single exon. NCBI's taxonomy places the organism in Eukaryota, Metazoa, Arthropoda, Insecta, Diptera, Drosophilidae. Gene Ontology annotation, cellular component: NatC complex. Bases 99 to 470 code for a protein of 123 amino acids. Gene Ontology annotation, molecular function: RNA binding. The record is from RefSeq and is a predicted model, not a curated record.